ACCAUUAUUAUCUACUCGCGGAUACUAAACGUCAAUAUUGAAUAUACCCAGCUCUAUCAUUCCAAUCCGCAUCUCGCCGUUGCUGUCUCCUGAUCUCUCAGGAAUUUUUCUUCCCCUAUAUUCGUCAAUAAAGACCAUUCGCCGUUCAAAAGCGCAAGAUGCUAGGAACGACCGGACUGCUGGCUCUUCUGUCCCUCGCCUCGGCUACAACUGUCAUCCCUAGACAGACCAGUAGCGAUUCCACAGCUUGCAAUAACGCAGCCAGCCUCUGUUCAAAAUCCUACGGCGACAUUACUCAUCUCGGCGCGCACGAUAGUCCUUUUCUGCGAGACGAGUCUACUGGCAAUUCGAUAUCCGGCAACCAGUAUUACAACACCACUGUUCAACUCGAUGCCGGUGUCCGCUUAGUAUCUGCCCAGGUGCACGACAGUGAUUCCCAAUGGCGACUGUGCCAUUCGAGCUGCGACCUUCUGGAUGCUGGGAGGCUUCGUACGUGGUUAUCCGAAAUCAAGAGCUGGUUGGAUUCAAAUCCGAAUGAAGUGGUAACGGUUUUGCUGGUGAAUUCGGACGGCGCGACGGCCUCCGACCUUGCUGCGGAGUUUGAGGCCGCGGACAUCACCGACUAUGCCUAUACUCCUACAUCACAGUCAGCGCCAUCUUCGUGGCCAACAUUACAAGAGUUGAUCGAUGCCGGGACUCGUUUGAUGACUUUCGUUGCAUCAUUAGACGACAACUCAGGCGCUACAUAUCUCAUGGACGAGUUUACCUACAUCUUCGAGAACUCGUACGACGUGACGUCGCCAUCGAACUUUUCCUGCACUGCGGAUAGGCCUUCCAGCGUUAAGGGUAAUGCCGCCUCCGCCAUCUCGGCCAACAUGCUCCCUCUGCAGAACCACUUCCUCUACCAGACGAUCCUUCUGGAUUAUCAGGCCCCUAAUGAGAGCUACGUCGGCACCACCAACGCCCCCUCUGGCGGCGAAGGAAAUCUUGGUGAUGCAGCAUCUACCUGCCAGACUGCCUGGGGCCGCCAACCAGCCUUUAUCCUGGUAGAUUUCUUUGACAAAGGUCCGGCCAUAGAAACCGUGGAUAAACUCAAUGGAGUCACCAAUCCUGUUGGCCGCACAAAUAUCACCGCUGUUGCUGAGGACGAGGAGAGUUCAGCCUCCACCUAUUCGAACGUGUUCAAAGGGUUGGUUGACCUCGUCCGCAGCGCACAGGCUGGAGCUAGUACCAGUAUGGGUGACUGGAUCUGGGCUGGCGGUGACUGGGGUGAGAUUUUAGGCGGAGGUAUCGCUCUUUCUUAGCAUGGUUGAUCAGCACGACCACUUCUUGGUUUCUUCGAUAUUUAUUUUCUCGCCUCUUAUGCACCUCCACUUGAUACCUGGUUGGAUUAGACAAAGCAUUGUCGUUAGAUAGCCAUGCAUGGGAUCGGCGUUUUGGGUAAGCGACUGGAAGUUGUCCACAAGGGGUGGCCUUGGCUUAAAGUUGAACUAUUUGCAUUCGAAGCUAUGAUUUUGUCUUUUCA
Messenger RNA from Aspergillus nidulans FGSC A4, 1525 nucleotides. RefSeq lists its product as uncharacterized. Lineage: Eukaryota; Fungi; Ascomycota; Eurotiomycetes; Eurotiales; Aspergillaceae. The record is from RefSeq and is a predicted model, not a curated record. Gene Ontology annotation, molecular function: phosphoric diester hydrolase activity. Gene Ontology annotation, biological process: lipid metabolic process. The transcript is spliced from 3 exons. The coding region runs from base 159 to 1304 and encodes 381 amino acids.